CAGACAGCAACUUUCACACCUCAGCGGCAUUCUUCACUCCUUUGCACACACACACACCAUCAUGGAUCUCUCACAGCUUAAUUCAGCAGAACAGGCUCACAUGACAAAAAUCAUAGAGAAGAAACAAAUGCAAGACUUCUUGCGCCUGUAUUCUGGUCUCGUAGAGAGGUGUUUCACCUCGUGCUGUAACGAUUUCACCAGCAAGGCAUUGUCUUCUAAAGAGGAACAAUGUGUCCUGAAUUGUUCCGACAAGUUCUUGAAGCACUCGGAACGUGUUGGGCAGCGCUUCGCAGAGCUCAAUGCAGAGGCGAUGGGCGUACCAAAACCUUGAUUCUAGAUGUUUGCACAAUUUACCCCUACACGGUCGUAGUAAUGAUCCUUCGAUGUUAUCUUAAUGCUAUCAUCUGUCUCACUCCGCACGAAAACCGGG
This is a messenger RNA of Pisolithus orientalis, 430 nucleotides long. Its product is annotated as Tim10/DDP family zinc finger protein. The coding region runs from base 62 to 331 and encodes 89 amino acids. NCBI's taxonomy places the organism in Eukaryota, Fungi, Basidiomycota, Agaricomycetes, Boletales, Pisolithaceae. The transcript is spliced from 4 exons. The record is from RefSeq and is a predicted model, not a curated record.